Aspergillus saccharolyticus JOP 1030-1 is the source of this 1895-nucleotide messenger RNA. RefSeq names its product deubiquitination module subunit SGF73. The coding region runs from base 358 to 1614 and encodes 418 amino acids. Gene Ontology annotation, cellular component: SAGA complex. Gene Ontology annotation, biological process: regulation of transcription by RNA polymerase II; regulatory ncRNA-mediated heterochromatin formation; RITS complex assembly. The transcript is spliced from 4 exons. The record is from RefSeq and is a predicted model, not a curated record. Lineage: Eukaryota; Fungi; Ascomycota; Eurotiomycetes; Eurotiales; Aspergillaceae.
AUCAUCGCAUCGCAAGCCACGAUACCACAACUAUUCCAACCCUACGCCGUGCUGUGUUGUCGCAACAUCCGCUCCUCCCCUCCUUUCGAUCGACAUCGGCUUCUAAUCCGAUUCUCUCCUUGGAUACGAGUCUUCUGUCUCUCGCGCAUGAGAUCCACCCUUUCGUUCUUUACAUGACAGUGCGCGUCCCGGCGCCUUCUCCUCACACCCGAAGGCAAGACAUAGCCGACUACCCAACACAAAGGCCACGGUAGUUGGGACGGUAUAUCAGCCGUGGUCGCGGUCGUGCCUUCAAUUAUAAUCCAGCGCCCCGAAACCCAGUCUUCUGGGCUUCUUCAUCCUUUGAGUACAUACAUCAUGGCUACUUCCAAUAACGCCGCUUCUGGCGCAUCCUCAUCAUCUACUGCGGGCAGUCUGGUUGAUGCAUCUGGAUAUAAAUUCUCCGAAAAGGAUGCAAAACCGGGGAAGAUCAAGUUGAAGAAAUCGGCCAAGUUGGGCGGGAGGAAGAAGGUUGACGAACCUCCUGCCUCCCCUGGCUCGUCCCCGAUACUUCCGGAAAUUGACGAAAAGACUAUGGCCGCCUUUCCGACGGGCAAACCGCGCGAGGAGGAUCAUUUGGAGACAGUCAUCUGUAAAACCUGCAAGAGGCCGGUCCUCAAGCAGAAUGCGGUGGAGCACAUCCGGGGUUGCAUUCGAGCGAAGCAGGAAAAGGCGCGGCAGAGGAAGGAAGCGCGUGACGCAGCGAAUCGGGCCAAGGCUGGUGAUAAGGAGGAUAAUGAUGAAGUCGGCGGGGGCAGCGGGGCUGGAGGACCUGGGGGCGAGAAAGGAGAAGGGGGAGACGAUUCGUCAAUGAAGGGCCAGAUGGGCGCGAAGAAGAGCGCCGUCAAAGGUACGACCGAGAUUGGGGCGAAAAAAGGCACGAAACGGAAGACGGAGCCAGCGGAUGGGGACGAAAAGGAUAGCAAGGAGCCAAAGACGAAAAAGAAGAAGCAGGAGCCGCCAAAACCGAAGACCGCCAAACCGAAGGGUCCUGUUGAUGUUGAGAAGCAGUGCGGUGUUACUCUGCCGAAUGGCGCGCAGUGCGCGCGAUCUUUGACCUGUAAAAGUCAUUCGAUGGGCGCAAAGCGAGCGGUUCCUGGACGUUCGCUGCCGUACGACAUGUUGCUACAGGCUUAUCAGAAGAAGAACCAGGCGAGGCAGCAGAAGGCUGCCAUUGAUGCCAACGCGCCGCUGCAGGACGACCAGGACAAUAAUGGUCCCGUGGACUCGGACGAAGAGAAGGACGCCGUGAUGGCGGCGAUUACGCGCUCACAGCCACAGCCUCUGGUCACUCACACGCUGAUCUCCACUAAGAAGAAGUACCAGUACGUGCGCAUCAAAGAGAUGCUGUCCCAUGCUUUGGGAGGCUCGCGCGGCGGUGGGCUUUUCUCCACCGGCGACAGUACCUCAUCUACGCCUUCCCUCUUCUCCGAUGGUAACCUCUUCACCCCCGUGGACGAAAUUGAUAUGGCUUUGCCGGUCUCCGCAACUGUGCCGGAUAAUGCGGCAGACGCCGAUGCGAAGACUCCGGCCGCGUCUGCGCCCAAGAAACUUUCCGUGGCAGCGAGCUCGUGAAAUCUUCCCUUACGCGAACGAAAGGGUGAUUGAUUCUUUAUGACUUCUGUGCUUAAGCAUGUUAGGUGGUUCCUUUGGGUUGGUGCCAGUUUGGUCUUGGGGGGUUCUCCCACGGCAUGGGUGAGUGAUUGACGGCGUUUAUUGGGUACCUCUACUUCUCUGUGCUCUUUUGACUUCUCUGAUGAUAUGAUACCCCGUGUUGAAUGCGCUAGGAUGGACGCAUGCAUUGUUGAUUUGGGCCGGUGUACAGUUGCGUCUAAUAUGGGUUGACUUGUGAUUUG